This is a messenger RNA of Arachis duranensis, 2010 nucleotides long. RefSeq lists its product as uncharacterized. Gene Ontology annotation, molecular function: protein binding. Bases 109 to 2010 code for a protein of 633 amino acids. Lineage: Eukaryota; Viridiplantae; Streptophyta; Magnoliopsida; Fabales; Fabaceae. The record is from RefSeq and is a predicted model, not a curated record. The transcript is spliced from 9 exons.
UUAUUUUUAAAAUAUUAAAGGAAGAGAGAGAGAGAGAGAGAGUAAAAAAAGAAAAUAAAGAGAAAUUAGUAGGUGUUUGUUUAGGGAGCGAGAAAAGAGGAGGAAACAAUGGGCGAGGUAUCUGAAACGAUGACGAAGAAGAAGAAGAAGGGACGCCCAUCCCUUUUGGAUCUUCAAAAGCGAUCCCUCAAGAAGCAACAACAGCAACAGCAACAGCAGCAACAACAGAAUCAACGACACGCCGUUUCGAGAAACGCCAAAAACGGCACCAUCGUCGACGACGACGAUGACGAGCGCAAGCAGAAGAAGCACAAACUCCUCGUCGGACUCAAUCCCCACCUCCAACACCACAGCCACCACGCCACCGCCGCAUUAUCCCCUUCCAAUUCUCUCCCCAGCGGCGAUCCCGAUGACGCCGCCACGCGCAAGAGGCGCAGAAUUGACGCUUCCUUCCACGGAUCAGACGAAGCCGAUGGAAAGCUUCCGAAAGCGACUGACAGUAAACAUGGUUCGCAGGGUGAAUCCGGUCCCACUACACCUUUGCCAGACAAAAAGCUCUUGCUGUUUAUCCUUGAUAGGCUUCAAAAAAAGGACACUCAUGGGGUAUUCUCUGAGCCUGUGGAUCCAGAAGAGCUUCCUGAUUAUCAUGAUAUCAUUAGACACCCUAUGGAUUUUGGAACUGUGAGGAAGAAGUUGGAUGGUGGACUUUACACCAACUUGGAUCAAUUUGAGAGUGAUGUGCUUCUGAUAUGCUCAAAUGCAAUGCAAUAUAAUUCACCAGAUACUAUUUACUAUCGACAGGCUCGGGCCAUGCAAGAAAUUGCAAGGAAGGACUUUGAGAAUCUCAGACAAGAUAGUGAUGAUAGUGAACCACAACCUAAAAUUGUGCAGAGAGGAAGGCCACCAGGCAAGCACAAUAGAAAGUCACUGGUCAUGUCUCCCGCAGAGCGCAUUGCUCCUGAAUCUUCAUCCGAUGCAACCCUUGCUUCUGUUGGGGAUAUUGCCAGUGGCUCCAAUGGUUAUAAUCUAAGAAAAGUGCUUAGUAAAUUUCAGCCUGCGGAUUCAUCAACUAGGGCCUCCCACAACAAUUUUAACAGUGGAGGUACAAGCUGGACAUCUGAAUGGGAGAAUGAAUUUCCAGCUUCUGUUCUAAAAGCUGUGUUAAGGUACGGAAAGAAGCAGUUUGCGGUUGAUGAGACCAGGCGUGAUACUUACAAUUGUCCAGUGCCUUCACGCAAUGAACCACCAGUAUUGACUACAGUUGAAGAUGAAUUCAAGCAACUACUUGCGGUUGGUUUACAUGCAAAGCAUAGCUAUGCAAGGAGCCUAGCCCAUUUUGCUGCAGAUCUUGGUCCUGUUGUUUGGAAGAUUGCUUCCCAGAAAAUCAGCAGUGUUUUACCAAAAGGACACGAGUUUGGUCCUGGAUGGGUAAGUGAAGAUGAAGUGUCAGAGAGGCAAAAUCUCCCAGUUUGUGAUGAAGAGAAAACUUCAGACCCUUGUUUACCAGAGGAUCAUAGAAGUAAUUUUUCUUCUUCAUCUGGAUCAUUCCUUGUUUCAAAUAGAUCAUGCUUACAAGGUGGUGAAAUGGUAAUUAACACUGAUGAUUUUGGUUCAGCUGGCCGGUUAGGUUCAAAUGUAUCAUCUCAAAUGAAGAUGGUAAGACUUGCUGACUUAACUGGUUCGUCCUCCAGUGUUGGAAAUGCUCCCCAGAUGUUAGACACGGAUCACAUAAACAGCCUUCCUAGGCACACGGCACCGACAAUUAUUAAUCAGCCUCUUAAGGCUCAGGUUUUAAACAAGUUUAGUCAAUUAGAUUCCAGUAAUUUGAUGGCUCGGGAAUCUGGAUUCGAGCCACAAAGUUCAUCGCAAGGAUAUGCUGGAAAAGCUUCAUGGCCGGGCAUGGAAGUUCCCAUUCGACACAAUUCUAUUUCGCUUGGAACAUCAAAUUCAUCUAGUUCCAAUAUGGAGACCGGUUCUCAGCUGCAUCCAAAUUUGGCAUUGCAGCUCUGA